Molecule: messenger RNA, 2139 nt
Organism: Ascochyta rabiei
Lineage: Eukaryota; Fungi; Ascomycota; Dothideomycetes; Pleosporales; Didymellaceae
Product: Mannosyl-oligosaccharide 1,2-alpha-mannosidase
Exons: 2
Coding region: 1-2139 (712 amino acids)
Biological process (GO): carbohydrate metabolic process; N-glycan processing
Cellular component (GO): membrane; endoplasmic reticulum
Molecular function (GO): calcium ion binding; mannosyl-oligosaccharide 1,2-alpha-mannosidase activity
Source: RefSeq, a predicted model, not a curated record
AUGUACACAACACGCGACCCGUUCAACCUCCGCAGCAAAGCAUCCAAAGCAGCGCCCUCGGCCUUCUCGCUCCUCCAGAACGCCGCCACGCGCACUUCGCAGGCCGUCGAGUCGACCAAGCAAUCGACCAAGCAGGCCGUCGAGGCUACCAGGCAGGCGCUCCACGACUCCGACAUGUCCUUCGCUGUCCCGCGCAACAUUGAGUCUGCAUCACGCCGCUUCGAGGAGAAUGUCUGGAACAAGGUCACGGGGAACGAGAAAGGCUUGCCGAUGUACAAGGACAAGCCUGCGGGAUAUGGGUACGGGGGUGGCAGGGGGAAGAGGGGAUUCGUGAGGAGCAACAAGGGCCUGGCCACAAUCGCACUGCUGGCGCUGGGCUUCCUGUACUGGAUGGUGGUGCCGCGCUCGAGCCAGUCUCCAGCUGCAAGACUGGGCGCUGGGAGGAGCUGGUUCGGUGGAAGCGCAGCAAGCAGGAAAGCCCUAGUCUGGGAGAAGAGGAGACAGGAAGUCAAAGACGCCUUCCUGCUCAGCUGGAACGCAUACGAGGAGCACGGGUGGGGCUACGACGAAUACCACCCCGUCUCCAAGAACGGUCGAUACAUGGCAGAGCCCAAUGGCCUGGGCUGGAUCAUCGUCGAUGCGCUGGACACCAUGAUGCUCAUGAACCUGACCAGGGAGCUCAGGCACGCGCGCGAGUGGGUUUCGACGACCCUGGACUACGACAAGGACCAGGACGUCAACACUUUUGAGACCACAAUACGAAUGCUCGGAGGACUGCUGUCUGCGCACUACCUGCAGGAUGUUUUCCCUGCGCUGAAGCCCGACAACUCCAACGAGGAGGACCUCUUCCUUGAGAAAGCCACCGACCUCGCAGACCGCCUCAUGGGCGCCUACGAGUCUCCAUCUGGCAUCCCCUGGGCCAGUGUGCGUCUCAAGGACAGCAAAGGCGAAGCCUCGCACGCCGACGGCGGCGCCUCGUCGACCGCCGAAGCGACCACGUUGCAGCUCGAAAUGAAAUACCUCGCCUACCUCACGGGAGAAUCGCACUACUGGGAGAAAGCAGAGAAGGUGAUGCAGGUCGUCGACGACAACGGCGCCAAAGACGGACUCGUCCCAAUCUUCAUCUACGCUGAUCGUGGCACCUUCAGGGGCAGCGAGAUUCGCCUGGGCUCUCGGGGAGAUAGUUACUACGAGUAUCUCAUCAAGCAAUACCUUCAGACUCAGAAGCAAGAGCCCAUCUACUUGGACAUGUGGGACGAGACCCUUCGAGGCGUGAAGCAACACCUCCUCGCCUACACAAAGGACGCCCACCUGACAGUCCUUGCCGAGCGUCCCGGCGGGUUAGACGGACAGCUGCACCCGAAAAUGGACCAUCUGGUGUGCUUCAUGCCCGGCACCAUUGCUCUCGCGCAGACUUCUGGCCUCUCGCUCUCCGACGCCCAAAAGCUACCUUCCUGGGGCAAAGCGCAGGAAGAGAACAUGCUGCUCGCGCGCGAGCUGAUGAAGACCUGCAUGGGUAUGUACCGCUCCACUGCCACUGGAUUGUCACCAGAGAUCGCACACUUCGAGCUCGACGACGAGCCGAAAAUGUACCAUACAGAGGUGCUCGCUUCCAAGACGGAGUUGGAGGCUGAUACGCCGGAGGGAGAAGGGUGGAAGAAGGACUUCAUCAUCAAACCGGCUGAUGCGCACAACCUCCAACGACCUGAGACCGUAGAGUCGCUGUUUUACAUGUGGCGCAUUACUGGAGACGAGAUGUAUAGAGAAUGGGGGUGGGAGAUGUUCUCGGCCUUCAAGAACCACACUGCCAUCGAGGGUGGCGGUGGCUACACCUCUGUGAAUGACGUGACAAAGGUCCCGCCGCCGAGCAGGGACAACAUGGAAAGCUUCUGGCUGGCCGAAACUCUCAAGUACUUCUACCUCCUCUUCGGGCCCGACGAUGUCCUGCCGCUCGACCAGAUCGUGCUGAAUACGGAAGCGCAUGCCUUCCCGCGCUUCGAUGCGAGUAAGAAGCGGUUCAAGACGGGGUGGGCGAGGAUACCGAGGGAUGCAAAGGGAGAGAUGAUUUUGAAGAAGGAAGACGAGAAGAAGGAAGAUGCGGCGAAGGAGAGCACGGGGGGCUCGAGCAGCCUUGGCUGA